This is a messenger RNA of Penicillium taxi, 207 nucleotides long. RefSeq lists its product as uncharacterized. The coding region runs from base 1 to 207 and encodes 68 amino acids. The transcript is spliced from 2 exons. The record is from RefSeq and is a predicted model, not a curated record. NCBI's taxonomy places the organism in Eukaryota, Fungi, Ascomycota, Eurotiomycetes, Eurotiales, Aspergillaceae.
AUGGCAGGGAAUAAAUCACGAAUCGCGAAGAGGUCUCUCAAUGCAGCAUCUAUUCAAGUAUACAAUCCCUACUCACCUCAUUCUGGCACAGGUGCACUCGGUGUCGCAGGCAUAAGAUUAAGAGUACAGGAUUGUGACCAUGCCAGGAUUGCAACAAACGAAGACUGGCUUAUGUUUUUGAUGAUCGAGAUAAAAAGUUUUUUGUAA